AUAAAAUCGUGUCUACAAAACACUGCAAGCGAGAUCUGGUCGUUAUUAGCAAUGAGCAGGAGACACAAGAAAGAUAAAUCAACAGAUUGGAACAAGAGACUCUCAGGCUCAGAUGGAAAACUAUACAUACAACAGCCUCACUCUUCAGCUCGAGGGGUUAAUGGUCACCAAGACUAACAAGUACCCUGUCUUCUUUUUUCUGCUCUUGGCCUAUGUGUUCAUCUUAACUGCCAACGUGGGCAUCGUGAUCUUGAUAUGGAUGGAUAGAAGCCUCCAUCAGCCGAUGUAUCUCCUCUUCUGUAACCUGUCGAUAAAUGAUGUCAUGGGAAACUCUCUCCUGGUUCCACGGGUGCUCGCAGACAUCCUGGUGCCCCCCUCUGAGCGCAUUAUUCACUACUAUGAGUGUCUGAUGCAAGCUUUUACCACACAUAUGUUUGGCACCAACGCACACACAGUGCUCAUGGUUAUGGCCUUUGACAGAUAUGUGGCCAUCUGUAACCCCCUGCGAUAUGCUACGAUAAUGAACGGCAAAAUGGUGAUCAAGCUGACAGUUUCUGCCUGGGGAGUGUCCUUUGUUUUGGUGGCCAUUCUGCUCGGUCUAACCAUACGGCUGAACCGAUGCAGGACUCUGAUCACAAACCCUUUCUGUGAUAAUCCCUCGCUCUUUAAACUCUCCUGUGAGGAUGUGUUCAUCAAUAACGUCUAUGGCCUUGCUUUCACUGUCGUCCUGCUCUCGUCCUCUAUAUGCAGUAUAAUUCUCACAUAUUCUAAAAUCACAGCAGCCUGUCUGACUAGUAACAGCAAAUCUUUGAACGGUAAAGCCUUGAAGACCUGCAGCACUCAUCUGUGCCUGUAUCUGAUCAUGCUUGUCACUGGGCUGAUCCCCAUCGCCCUUCAUCGCUUCCCCCAGUUCCCAGAGUACAGGAAGAUUGUAGCCAUUCUUUUUAACGUUGUUCCCGGCAGCCUCAACCCUGUUAUCUAUGGGCUGCAGUCCCAAGAAAUACUCAAGUGUUUGUCAAAACUAUUCCACCUUAAAAGAGUUAAACCAUCAUAUUAAAUCUAGAGGUUUUUUUUUUCAAACAUGAAAAUUGUAAAAUGAUGUUCCUUUCUUUAUUUUCAGCUGUGUGAGGUAACAUGUGAAGUCAACAAUUGAUGAAUUUAACAGUGAACAAUGUAUGAUGAUAACAGCAAUCACAAAUAUUGACCCAAACCAUUAACCCUACAAAAAGUAGGAAUGUUACAUGUGGCAUUUGAUUCAAAAGAGAAGCUGUUUAUUCAGAGAAUGAAAUGUAAAAGGAGGGCAAUGCGGACACAACAUGUGCACUAUGUGAUGGAUGUGAGAUUUUACGCACUCCUGUUUGUGUUUAUGCAAUUAAAGAUCUUGGAAGCGUUCUGUCAGAUAAUGUCAGAUAAAUUCAGGUUUGCAGUGUAUGUGUGAAAGGGACUUACGUUUACUUUUAUGUAUUUUCUCUGCUCUAAAUUUCCUACCUCAGUGGUAACAAUAAGAAACUGUGAUAGAUGAAAAUUGUAA
Perca fluviatilis (European perch) is the source of this 1531-nucleotide messenger RNA. RefSeq names its product olfactory receptor 52D1-like. The transcript has 2 exons. The coding region runs from base 113 to 1057 and encodes 314 amino acids. Gene Ontology annotation, biological process: G protein-coupled receptor signaling pathway. Lineage: Eukaryota; Metazoa; Chordata; Actinopteri; Perciformes; Percidae. Gene Ontology annotation, cellular component: membrane. Gene Ontology annotation, molecular function: olfactory receptor activity. The record is from RefSeq and is a predicted model, not a curated record.